Messenger RNA from Mycotypha africana, 1224 nucleotides. RefSeq lists its product as uncharacterized. The record is from RefSeq and is a predicted model, not a curated record. Bases 222 to 1049 code for a protein of 275 amino acids. The transcript has 3 exons. NCBI's taxonomy places the organism in Eukaryota, Fungi, Mucoromycota, Mucoromycetes, Mucorales, Mycotyphaceae. Gene Ontology annotation, molecular function: protein binding.
GUUUUGCUUUUUUUUCUCUUUUCUCUCCCAAUACAUUAAAAAAAAAGAGCCUUUCUUCCAAAGAGUAGCAGAGGAAAUCUUUUCUCUCUUCUUACUCUUUUUUCAAAACAUAUAACCCAUUCCCUUCCUUUGACACGAACUAAAAAACAUUGAGAAAAAUACCAAAAAAAUCAAAGAAAAAAGCAAAAAUCUCAAAAAAAAUCCCAAUUUACCCUCACCCUAUGAAAUCGAGUUCUGUUAUUGCAUUCACAUCAUUAUUUCAAAAGAUCACUAGGAAAGCCUCGAUUGGAAAGAGAAAACGAAAUAAUCGCAAAACAAUGUCAACAACAGUAAAUUCUGCCAGCAAUACAACGUCGCAUUUGAAAGACGCAGUAAUAGCAAGUCAUCAUGUGCCGAUGAACAAAGAAAUAAGCAGUAGCUCUUGUUCAAGUAGUGAAAUUGAAGAGCUGGAAGAAUUAGAUGACUUUGAAAACGACUUGUGCAAGGAUUUUGAGAGGCAGAGUAUCAUCCAUACUCCACCUUCUAAUAAAUCAACGAAUGCAAGUCAAAUUCAAGUCGUCUCUUCGACCGCUACAGAGGGUACGAACGUUGUUGAUGGAAGCAACACUGACUUGACACUCAAUUGUGUGCUGAAAGGAAAUGAAGUGAUGCUUACAGCGAUGCAUCAUGAUACACAGGUCGAUAACAAUGAAAACGCAGUCAUUGGCGAGAAAGCAGACGAAAGAGAACGGGUAAAGGUUCGCGAUUUCGCUUAUCCUGUCGAUUCACCUUUACAUUUCGGCAAAACACUAACGACAAUGCCAACUGAAUCAAGGACAGACCUAUCAACCCAUUUCCAGAAUGAUUCGCAUAUUUCCUUAUCUUCGCCUGAUUUCAAUGGUAGAGAUGCCCGGGCUCUAUACGAUUUCGUACCUGAGACGGAAUAUGAAGUACCUUUAAAAGCGGGUCAAUUGAUUUGGGUUCAAUAUCGACAAUGCCCUGGUUGGCUAGUUGCUGAUGUAGAAGAUGAAACAGGCUUGGUUCCUGAGUUUUAUGUUGAAUUCAUAUAGUUGAUUGGAUGGGGUCAUUAUCGGCACCUAUUGGAAAAUGAAAACCCCGGUUGUUUAAGCAACGACUCUAUACUUCAUAUACGCUACCUUUAUUACACACACAUAACCUCUAUUUUCAUUAUCAUUAUUAUAUUAUCUAUUCUUGUUGCCAAGGACUGUAUUUUUUUUUUUUUUU